UAAGCUUAUCUCAUAGAUACAUAAAGUUUGAAUUUCAAGAAGGACAUGAUCUUUCUUUCAACGAACUUCUGCAACGUAGUGAAGUCAAUAACAAUACAAGUAUGUAGUUGUCCAUUUCCUAACAAGAGAGACACAUGCACAUCACAAAUAAAUAUAAUAGUUACAAGAAAUUUAUACAAGUCUUGAUAAGAUGAAGGUAGCAUGCGCGCGUACUCUUUUCCUGCAGUGCGUCACGCCGUGCGUUUUGGCCGUGCAGGCUGUCAGGCUCACGCGCAGGUCUUUUCAGCAGGGAAAUGCUAGUAGCAGUCAUGACAUUGCAAUGAUCGAUGACUUUGAGUUGCCAAAAUCUUCCGGCGCCAGCGCAACAUCAGCAAUGCGUUCGUCGAGGACUGAUAGCAGCUCUUCGACGUGGGGUCAGCCUCACUACCGCUUUACUCCUGAUAUUAAAGGCAAUCCAAGCAUGCCGAAGAACACAAAGGGCGAUUCAGCGCAGAUCUGUGGUCGCCGUGGUGGUAACAGUUUUGUAGAUCCCGAUCAAAUCGAGGUCUUUCAGGAUUUCAUGCUGGCAUGCGAUCUACUGAAAGAGACGCUGCAAGAGUUGAAGCUCAAGGAAGAGGAGGCAGGGUGUCCGGGAAAGUACACUCGAUUGUUGUCUGCUAGUGAGGGUUCACAAGAGCAAAAAGCAGGUGGUGCAACACCUUCUACGCUUCUCAACGCAGGAGCUGCAGAAGGCGCUGAAGCGACGUCGAGCCCCGAUUUACCAGUCGAACUUGUUAGCGGGGACGCUAAGGAUCCUCAACCUGAAGAAGUGAGCGGUUGUUGUGUCGAAGCUUAUGUAAGCAACGAUCAGGUUCCAGAGCAGAGCUCGCCACUUGGAGAACAGUUUCAGCUGACGAAAGACAACGCGGGUCGUUUUGAGCAGGGAGAUCAUGAUGGCGAAAUUACUGCCGAUGACAAGGGCAGUCCAACUUCAGUUUCCUCAUAUCAGCAAGCGAAACAGGCGGCAUCUGAACGCAAAGCGAGGGAAAGGAAACAGAGAGAACGGCUAACCGGCAAAGUAAAUCCAAUGAAUGCCGCAACCGAAGAUGGAAAUCACGACGAAGGCGGUUCGUCAGAUGAGGAUACAGGUGUGUCGCUUUGAGACGCGUGAAAAUGAAAUGUGGCUCUUUCGUUGCUUUCGGUGUCCAUUACAGUACAACAACUGCGUGAUAAAAGAAGAAGAAGAAGAAGAUAAUAGAAGGAGAGUAUUUUUGAACACUCACUCUCACUCCAUGGUUUGAGUUUUGGUUUUUACCUUAGAAAAGGUAUGCGUGUUGCAAUCACAUUCGUGCGAAAAUAUAAUAUUUUUCCCACAUGAAGCACAAGAUUUGCCCAAGUACCGAACUAACACCAAGAACACCCGCUACAUUCCGACGUCCAGAAGUUCUUGUAUGCAGCCAUUGCUUUCGCAUAUUUCGCACUAGAUGAAAAGGAAACAAAGCAACGGAAAGUGUUAGUACUAGUGUAUCUUGCAGCUGCUGCUUCACUUGCAGAUGGUAACAAGAGGAAAUGCUCUUUCCAUCCACCCAAGAUAAUCAUACUCAAACUCAUACUGCAACAUCAUGAAAGUGAAUGUCUAAGAUGAAUGAAUUGGCCGCUCCACGCUUCAGAUUUGGAUGAAUGGUUUACUUGCACGACUUUUUUUUCUGAUGUUGGUGGAGAUGCGGUCGCUCCUCUUUCUGACUAUGAACCAGGGUAAGCCAACUUAGAUGUUCUUGUGGUUGCUAAGAUUGCACCAUCUGGACGCUCCGAGCAAUACUUGGUUUCGAUUUUCGAGGACUAUGACGCCGAAUAUUGCACUACGACGUCAUGCUGGUAGUUUUCAUCAGGAUGAUGUCUUCAUUACUUUUCUUGAUAAUUUGGAUUAUGAAGUCGGGGUCGGGCUAUAAUUUCUGCGCCCCAACUUUAUGGAUUAUAUCUAUUGCGCCGAAAUGUCUGUGGUUACCGGUUGUCAAGAUCAAGACUUCAAGAUUCGACGACGACGAUUGAAUAAUAUCUAUGCAUUC
Amoebophrya sp. A25 is the source of this 2045-nucleotide messenger RNA. The record is from the annotation of a GenBank genome assembly. NCBI's taxonomy places the organism in Eukaryota, Dinophyceae, Syndiniales, Amoebophryaceae.